Messenger RNA from Trichogramma pretiosum, 1236 nucleotides. RefSeq names its product ankyrin-1-like. NCBI's taxonomy places the organism in Eukaryota, Metazoa, Arthropoda, Insecta, Hymenoptera, Trichogrammatidae. Bases 1 to 1236 code for a protein of 411 amino acids. Gene Ontology annotation, molecular function: protein binding. The record is from RefSeq and is a predicted model, not a curated record. The transcript is spliced from 3 exons.
AUGAAUCGAAAAGAUUUAUUAAAAUGUUUAAGUGAUAAACGUUCAAGAGCAAUUGUAUUUUACAAUGAGCUGAGAUUGAAUCGUUCGGUGCUCCUUGAUUCUCGCACCGAAACACAUGAAUUAUUCGUCGAAAUAUAUCACGAUAAGAGAUUAUUUCCCGAUCUCGAAGAUAUCAAAUAUGUUUUGGAAUAUACGAUACGAGAUCACCAAAAAGAAAUAUUUACAUUUCUUUUGAACCAGGGAUUGCCAAUGGACACGCUCAAGCUUUCACAUGGAAAAUCAACGGCUCAUCUUUUAGCGGAAAAUGAAUUUUUUGAAGGUCUCCAAUUGCUCAUAAGAUUCAGCUCUGAAAAUUAUUCUGACUCCUAUGGAUACUCAUAUUUUCAUGCGGCAUGUAUGAUUGGAAAAAUAUUUUUAGUAGAAAGAUAUAUUAGCGAAGGCCUAGACAUCAAUGGAAAUUCGUACAGAAUUCCACCUUUACAUAUAGCAGCAUGGUACAGGCAAUCGGAAGUGGUCGCGAUACUUUUAAAUUCGAGAUUCGACCCAAAUUUACGAGAUGACAGUUCAUUAACUCCUUUGCACAGAAUGUGUUUACGAACGACUUAUCCACUCAAGUACGACAAGAAUCUGGAAUACGACGAAACACGUGUUUCAAAGAUUGUCCAAUUGCUCAUUGAGCAUGGUGCCGAUAUUGAGUCAAAAAAUGGUCAAGGCUAUACGCCGUUGCAGAUGGCAGUGUCACGCUUUAGUUAUGAACUCACCAAGGCUCUUUUAGAUAAUGGAGCCAAGAUAGACAGUUUGGAUGACAGCAACAUUUUUUCGAUGGACUUUCGUGACUUUGAAGUGAAAUACUCAGCGCUUACCAUGGAUAUCAUUGCAGUUGUUGAACUUUUAGAAUCUAAAGGCUACGUCAUGAACGAUAAUCGAGUAUCCGCAAUGCUCUCUCUGUGGAUCCAAUGUCACAAAGAUGUUGAUUAUCCAGCAUUAUUCGAUAUAAUCAGUGGAUUGGCAUCAGAAUCGGAUGAUUUUAUGAUCGAUUAUUUAAACACUUCCGAAAGAGGUGAAUUGUACGUAAAAGAAAAAAGAAAAAAUUACCUCUUAAGCAAGGUAUUUGAUUUGAGAGGGGUAGUAAAUAACAUGGAGUGUACGAGUUGUAAAAUUGUCAAGUACUUCGAUGAAGUAGAGGCUCUCAAAACAAAAAUGUUAAACGAUAAGAAAGUUCUAACAAGGGCCUAA